Molecule: messenger RNA, 991 nt
Organism: Mangifera indica (mango)
Lineage: Eukaryota; Viridiplantae; Streptophyta; Magnoliopsida; Sapindales; Anacardiaceae
Product: nuclear transcription factor Y subunit B-6-like
Exons: 2
Coding region: 239-892 (217 amino acids)
Biological process (GO): regulation of transcription by RNA polymerase II
Cellular component (GO): CCAAT-binding factor complex
Molecular function (GO): DNA-binding transcription activator activity, RNA polymerase II-specific; protein heterodimerization activity; RNA polymerase II cis-regulatory region sequence-specific DNA binding
Source: RefSeq, a predicted model, not a curated record
GUCUCCAGCUACAACUCCUCGUUCAUAUCGUCCCCAUUUGCCACGUGGUUGAACUUUUGUGCACUAUAUAUAUCUAUACUUGCCAAGUAUUAUCCACUGUCUGGCUCUUUUCAACGCCAAUUUCUAUUUGAUUUCUUCCAAGAUUUCAAACUCAUUAGCUAGUUUUACUUUCAUACUCUUUGACCACAAAAAGAGAGCUAUAGCUUGCUGUUGUUCUGCCGGGACUGUUCAGGAGAAGAUGGAAUGUACUGGAGGAUUCCAUGGCUACCGCCAGCUCCCCAACACUGCUAGUUCUGGGCUGAAGUUAACAGAGAUGCACAACAAAAAUCACAUUUCUUCUUCUGAUGGCAACGAGUGCACAGUGAGGGAGCAAGACCGGUUCAUGCCAAUAGCUAAUGUGACCAGGAUAAUGCGCAAGAUCCUUCCCCCUCAUGCCAAAAUCUCAGACGAUGCCAAGGAGACAAUUCAAGAAUGUGUGUCAGAGUACAUCAGCUUCAUAACCGGCGAGGCGAACGAGCAUUGCCAACGCGAGCGACGGAAGACGAUUACUGCAGAGGAUGUGUUGUGGGCGAUGAGCAAAUUGGGUUUGGAUGACUACAUAGAGCCCCUGACCAUAUACCUCCACAGGUACCGCGAGAUGGAAGGGGAGCGAGGAGGGCCGAUAAGAGGGGAGCCGUUGAUGAAAAGAGCAGUGGAGUAUAGGACAUUGGGAGCAGCAGCAUUUCAUAUGGGGCACCACCACCAAGGGUUUCAUAGAGAAGGAGGCAUGGGAGGGUACUUGAAGGAUGCAAAUGGGAAUGUUAAUGGUAAUGGGGUAGGUUCAGCAUCAUCAUCGCAGGGUGCUCUGGCUAAUGGAGGUAAUAAUGGUGAAGCAUAUGCUCAGCAUAAGUGAAAAAAUAUAUGAUGAGAUUUUGGUAUGCUAAUUAACCUGCUGAUCUUGAGACAGUGACUUAGGUUGGUGUUUUGGUGUCAAAAAAUAAUUUUGUUAGCU